AUGCAUUGGACGAUCGGAAGCUCGCUGACAUCCAAUCUCUGGCAAGGUGGCUUUAAAACUCUGCAGCACAUGAAUAUGCAUUAUGACGUCAUCUACGUGCAUUCCACUGCUCCUCCCCUCCAUCUCCCUCCACCAGCCAUCAUACAUUCCUGUUCACGCUGCUUGCAUGCACGCAAUACCCGAGAAUUGGAGGGAGAGUCGAGGAAUUUAGAUUCACGUAUGAAAUUUACUUUAGUGGUUUUCAAAUGGUUCCUUAAUGGUCCAUUGGAAGUCCAGUUUUAUAUUUUUAUAUCCGAUCCUACUCUGCUACCUCAUAGCAUCUCUGCGGUUUCGGCUAACUUGAUCUCAAAGUAA
Messenger RNA from Helobdella robusta, 354 nucleotides. RefSeq lists its product as hypothetical. Bases 1 to 354 code for a protein of 117 amino acids. The record is from RefSeq and is a predicted model, not a curated record. The transcript is spliced from 3 exons. Lineage: Eukaryota; Metazoa; Annelida; Clitellata; Rhynchobdellida; Glossiphoniidae.